Messenger RNA from Culex quinquefasciatus (southern house mosquito), 604 nucleotides. Its product is annotated as ADP-ribosylation factor-like protein 2-binding protein. Gene Ontology annotation, biological process: positive regulation of tyrosine phosphorylation of STAT protein; maintenance of protein location in nucleus. Bases 100 to 552 code for a protein of 150 amino acids. The record is from RefSeq and is a predicted model, not a curated record. The transcript is spliced from 2 exons. NCBI's taxonomy places the organism in Eukaryota, Metazoa, Arthropoda, Insecta, Diptera, Culicidae. Gene Ontology annotation, cellular component: mitochondrial intermembrane space.
GUUUAUUAUGACAACGGAUCAUUAUUGAAUGUUUAUUAGUUGGAGACUUGAAAAGAUUGGAUAUUUUGGAUAAGUUUGUGUUUUUUUGGGCGGAAAAAAAUGGAUUUCGAGGAAAACUUGAUCAAAAGACAAAACUCAACCGAGUAUUUCGACACCGUUAUCGGGCACAUCGAGGACAUCGUUAUCGGGGAGGAAUUUCAGACGCUGGUGAACCAAUUCAUGGAUUGCUACUAUCUGGUUUUCGAACCUGGCGAGGAGAAUAAAAUCGCUUACACGGAAAUCUAUCAAAAGUACCAGUUUCUGGUGGAGACAUUCAUCGUGGAAUCGCUCAACGACCGGAUGCGGAACAUGUUCGACAUGGAACGGUUUGCCCGGGAGCUGGAAAAUAGACGUAGCGCCCAGCUGGACGGGGAAAUCUUCGAGCUGCUUUACACGCUGACCGAUUUUUUGACCUUCAAGGAAAUGUUGCUUGACUACAAAUCGUUUAAGGAGGGCGCCUACGACGAACUGAGCAAGGACUUCAGCGUGACCGGAUUGCAGAAGCAGCCGUAAAUUGUCGGACGGAACGGAGUAAAAUAGAGUUUUUUCUUUUCAACGAUGGCAA